Messenger RNA from Penicillium argentinense, 2676 nucleotides. RefSeq names its product Zn(II)2Cys6 transcription factor. Gene Ontology annotation, molecular function: zinc ion binding; DNA binding; DNA-binding transcription factor activity, RNA polymerase II-specific. The coding region runs from base 1 to 2676 and encodes 891 amino acids. Gene Ontology annotation, biological process: DNA-templated transcription; regulation of DNA-templated transcription. The record is from RefSeq and is a predicted model, not a curated record. The transcript is spliced from 4 exons. NCBI's taxonomy places the organism in Eukaryota, Fungi, Ascomycota, Eurotiomycetes, Eurotiales, Aspergillaceae.
AUGAGCCGCAAAAGACAACAAAAUCAAAACUAUAGCCCACCGAGGGAGGGCUCCAAAUCCCAAAAUGAAGGCCCGUCCAAGCAGUCGAAGCCGCAUAGCGCUCCUGUAACCCCCAAACGGCCACCGCUUUGGGGAGCUUCGUCAGCUCGAGAAGGCAAGGAGAGUCAAUCAGCACCGCUAAUGGAAGAAGCCGGAGCGACCCCCAAUGCGAAAGUUGCCAUUCCCCGUCAACCGCCGGGAAACACGCCGCGAUACAAUCGCCGGGUGCCCCGAGCCUGUGAGUCGUGUAGAACGCGCAAAACUAAAUGCAGCGGCGACACCCCGAUCUGUCGACAAUGUCGUGAAUUGCGAGUCAGUUGCCAGUAUCCGGUGGGCUGGAGGGAGAAGAUGAAAAAUCCAAAUGUACUGACAUGCCUUUCGUGGUACAAUAGUGAAAUUGAUCGACUUACUGCAGAAGUGCAGGACUAUGAAAACUUUAUCAAUGAUUUGCGGUCCUCUGCUGACAACCACACGGCCGACUGGAUCAAGGGCCUGAUUGACAAGCAUGGCUUGAAGGGGAAUCCUUCAUUUGACAAUCUUCAUUCUCAGCUAUCAACACCGCAGAAUGAGGUAGAAGAUGCGGAUGCGUCUCCACUAUCUUCCAUUGGCUCUUUGGAGGCCAUUGAUCGAGUCCAGGAAGAUUUGAAUCGAACGAAACAUACUCGAGCCACGGGGUACAUGGGGAAAAGUUCGGAGAUCUCUUGGAUGCAACGUCUUCAGAAAGAGGCCGAGCAACGCGCCCGUGGCAAUCCUGGAUCCUUGGAUCCCAACACAGACGGGGAAGAAACGCCAGAUGAUCGAUUUUCCCUUCACGCUCUGAAUUAUCAUCUUGAUGACCUCGAAAUCUCAGUCUCCGAACCGGUUCAGCUUUAUGGCAUGCCAUCGCGGCAUCUGGCGCAUCGACUUUUUGACGAUUAUUUGAAAACCGUGCAUCCAUUCUUUCCUAUCAUCAGCAAACCAUUGUUUCGCGCGCAAUUCCAAACAUUUUUUGACAGUUCUGCUCGUUACAGCGCAGCACGCCCUGGCAACAAAUGGCUUGCCAUCCUGAAUACCAUCUUUGCGAUCGCUGCCAAGCACGCUCAUCUGAUCAAUGCCCCAUGGCGUGGGGAUGAAAACGAUCAUUUGAUGUACUUGGCCCGAGCCCGGCAACUGAGCAUGAACAGCGAAGUUUUGUUCAGUCACCCCGAUCUGCAGCAGGUUCAAGUGGAAGGGUUGAUUGCGUUUUAUUUGCUAGCAUCCGAUCAGAUAAAUAGAGCAUGGAGGAUAUCGGCCCUGGCAGUACGUUCCGCCAUCACACUCGGAAUAAAUCUAAAAAUCGACACUCCAAGAACGCCAAACGUUGCAAAAGAGGCUCGAUACAGAGUCUGGUGGUGUUUGUAUAGUUUCGAGCACAUGCUGGGAAUUAUGACCGGCCGAGCUAUAUACAGUCUCGAUGGAGGCUACGCGACGCCACUGCCGCUUCCAUUCGAAGAAGAGCAGCUACAAGAGGAACCGAAAGCAGUUAAAUUGCUGAAUGAUCCUGCCGCCCGAGACGAACACAUCAGUGCCUUGAUGGCAAGCUGCGGAAUUCGACAAACCAACAGCACCAAGGACGACGUACAGAGAUCUCGCUCAAGGGAUCGGAGUUGGCUCAGAAGCAUGCCAUUGAACUCAGGACUUUGUUAUCUUUAUUACUGUGAUUUGACAGUGAUCACCCAAGAGAUUGUCAACAAGGUCUUUUCGACGAAUUCUGUGACGCUUAUGUGGUCGGAGAUUGAAGCUCGUCUUGACGAACUCAAAGCUCGAAUAGAUCUCUGGCAAUCCAGUCUUCCAAAGGCUCUCGACUUCACACAGGAAGAGGCUGACGACGAUCCUGCCCAGCUGCGGUAUAAGUUGUUUCUGGCAUUCCAUUACUAUGGCGCACGAAUUACCCUCGGCCGUCCGUGCCUCUGCCGGCGUGAUGCUCGCCAAACGAACACCCCUCAGACAUUCAGCCAUAUUAUGGCAGUAAUAACUCUGAAUUCGGCGUCAGGAAUGCUGGAUCUCAUCCCCGAUGAACCUAAUGUGCUUCAGCUUUAUAAGUUGUGUCCUUGGUGGUGUGUGUUGCGCUAUUUGAUGCAGGCGGCCACGGUCAUUCUGCUCGAAUUGUCGUUUGGCAGCGUACACAUGCCAGAGGAGGAGCAGAAGCUUGUCCGGCUAUCGAAGAAGUGCAUCCGAUGGUUCCACUCCAUGUCAGAGCGCAGUGUUGGCUCUCAUAGGGCAUGGGUUCUCUGUGAUUCCAUCUUCCGGAAGCUUGCCUGCGGCAUGAAGUACGGCACUGAUGAUAUUCCAUCUAAACCCCAAGAGCAGCAAGGAAGCACCCACGACAUUCCAACUGCGAUUCCGAACUUCUUCGGACCGGUUCGCUUGGCACCUCAGGAUUAUUUCAAUUUCCACUUGGAAGAUCUGAGUCUGUUUGGACCUCGCCCCCCGGCAGAAGAGGACAUUUGGACUAAUUAUUUCAACCUUCCAACUCCUGACCUCAUGCCACCACUUCAAGGCCAUCCCAGCAGCAUGCCUGAAGACACAUAUUUCCCCUUACGACCCGCUAGGAGACGAAUUCAUGCGAUCGCUCUUUCCUUCUUCCGAGGAAGAGAAUCGAGAGCCGAACUGAGUUAA